AUGAGCUCUCAAGCGCAGCAGCGCGCGCCAGCCUACGCUCCGCGCGACACCCAUGCCGAGCGGCUCGCGGCCGCGGACCGGGAGGCCGCUGCCCGACGGGACUCCUCGACCAACUGGACAUGGUAUCCCGAAUACCACCUUGCACCGUACAUGGGGUGGAUGAACGACCCGACGGGGCUGGUGCACUUCCGCGAUCACUACCACGUUUUCUACCAGUACCACCCGUACAGUGCCGAGUGGGGUCCAAUGCACUGGGGCCACAUGACGAGCGAGGAUCUUGUGCACUGGCAGCACGAAAAGGUGGCGCUGGCACCAGGCGACGCGUGCGAUCGCAACGGCUGCUUCUCUGGCACCGCCGUCGUGCACGAAGACAGGAUGUACGUCUUCUACACGGGCCACUUCGCGCUUGACGCGGCGACGCCAAGCAACCCGGACGCCAUCUUUGAGCAGCAGUGCGUCGCCGUCAGCAGCGACGGCGUGAACUUUGAGAAGCUCGGCGCCGUCGUGCGCCCGCCACCGGGGUACGUGCACUUCCGUGACCCGAAGGUGUGGCAGCAGGAUGGGCGGUGGUGGAUGGUGUGUGGUGCCCGUGACGUGACGAAGGACCUUGGCCAGCUGCUGCUCUUCACCACAGAAGACCUGCUUAAGUGGGACGACACGAACUGGCAGGUGCUGGGGAUGACGGAGGACAAGAACGUGUUCAUGUGGGAGUGCCCCGAUUACUUCACGAUCGGCAGCCGCGAGGAUAUGAAGCUGCUUCUUUUUUGCCCUCAAGGAAAAAAGGCCAGCGAGUACAACUACCGCAAUCGCUUCCAGAAUGGGUAUACCGUCGGGCAGUGGAUGCCUGGCGGUCCGUGGACGGUGCAGCGGGAGUUCCGUGAGCUUGAUCGCGGCCAUGACUUCUACGCAGCACAGACGUUCCUCGCCGCCGAUGGCCAGAGGCGAAUGUUGAUGGCGUGGUGCAACAUGUGGGAGAGCCCCAUGCCGACAAAGCAGUAUGGCUGGAGCGGCUGCCUGACGCUACCGCGGGAGCUAAGCUAUAAUGAGGCGACAGGGCAGCUUUGCAUGCUGCCGGCGCGUGAGCUGGUCGGCCUGCGUACGCCCGAGAUGAUGAUUGUGCCUAGCCUUCUUGUAGAGAAUAACAGCGAUGCUCAGAUCCUUGAGAACUGCACUGCCUACGAGCUCGAUAUUGCCUUCAACAUGGAGACGAGCACGGCGGAGAAGUACGGGCUGUGGCUCGGCUCAGGGGCGGAGCUGUACGUGGACGCGCAGUCGAAACGGCUGGUGCUGAACCGCCACUACCCGCAACACAUGCUGAGUGGGUAUCGCUCCUGCGAGCUGCCGAUUGGUUUGCUUCUGCAGCUGCACGUGUUCAUUGACCGCUCGUCGAUUGAGGUGUUCGUGAACAACGGCGAGGCCACCUUCUCUUCCCGCGUCUUCCCGGACGAGGGCGACCGAGCGUUGCGCGUCUUCUCGGUCAACGGGACUGCGGACAUGGUGGGCGGUACCAUGUGGAAGCUGAAGGCGACGGUGAGGCACUGA
Molecule: messenger RNA, 1542 nt
Organism: Leishmania major strain Friedlin
Lineage: Eukaryota; Euglenozoa; Kinetoplastea; Trypanosomatida; Trypanosomatidae
Product: beta-fructosidase-like protein
Exons: 1
Coding region: 1-1542 (513 amino acids)
Biological process (GO): carbohydrate metabolic process
Cellular component (GO): cytoplasm
Molecular function (GO): beta-fructofuranosidase activity
Source: RefSeq, a predicted model, not a curated record